Messenger RNA from Drosophila hydei, 1460 nucleotides. RefSeq lists its product as uncharacterized. The record is from RefSeq and is a predicted model, not a curated record. NCBI's taxonomy places the organism in Eukaryota, Metazoa, Arthropoda, Insecta, Diptera, Drosophilidae. The transcript is spliced from 3 exons. The coding region runs from base 16 to 672 and encodes 218 amino acids.
GCCAGGGUCCUCAGCAUGUUUCGACUGCUAUUGGUUGCUGCUGUCGUCUGCUGUGCGCAGUCUCACAGCGUGACGUCACAACACCCACAAGUGCUGCAGGCUUUGGGGGAUGCUAGAAAAGCGCUGCAAGCAGCACAGCAAAGCCUUGAAGAAGCACAGGGACAAUCGCCGUCGUCGCCAGCUCUGACGUCCGUUAGCGUAGUUCAGGAUUGGAGUUUGGUGUGUAAAGAGCUCUGCGGGGCUGGCCUCGGCGUAGCGCCAUGUGCGGAUCACUGCCCGACGUCUGGCGUCAAGGUGAUCGGGAUCCUGAGCAAAGAUUUUGAGUUGGCUGAAAGCAAGCAACUGCACGGAUCACAAUCAGUUGAAGCCGUUCAAUCUUUUGGCAGCCGGAUGUGCAGGAGUUUUUGCCAUCAACGACAACGCGCACUCAACGGCUGCAGUCCUUGUCAGUUGCUGGAUGUAUCGGAUGGGGCCAGUACAGAGCAGAGUGUGACUACACAUGGUUCCGGAUCGAGUGCGAGUGCACGUGGUGCCGGGCAAGCAGCUCUGCUGGCCACGGCCAGCGCUGGAGACGAUGGCACACCGGACUGGGACGAAGUGUGCAAGACUCUCUGCAAAACUGGCGAUGGCGGGUCUUUGUGCAACUGUGAUUUAUCGCCGUUUUUCACCUGAGCCCACGCGGCUCGGCUGAAGGUACAUAAAUCACAACCAAUUAUAUAUGCAACUAUAUAAUCUUUCUGUUGUUAUUUUUGUUGUACACUAAAAAAUAUACACUUGAUUUGGUGUCGUUCUAUUUCUGUUUAUGCUAGUGUUGUCUCUCUAUAUGUAAAUUCACUGUUGUUCUUAGUUGAAUUGUAAAAAAGUGAAGUGAAAAGGCAAAUCUAUAUAAAUAUAAUUAUAAGUGCGGUGCAAUAGGCCGCCACGAGCAAAAAACAAAACAAAGAAAAAACAAAAUUCCCUAUGCGAAUCAAUUAAUUUGUAAUUAAUUUCAAUUAACAAAACUAAAAUAACUAUAAUAACUAUGAAACAUAGUAAGGUAAAUACUAACAAUAAUAAUAAUAAAAGAGAAUAUGAACACUUCAAAAUUAACGUUCUCAGCACGUAGAAGAGUAACAACAACAAAUCACAAAAGGGCUUCCAGUGCGGCAACGGUAUCGAUAUCUAUAUCUAAGUGUAUGUCCAUAUAGCUAGGAUAUGGCUGUUCAGAUGCCGAUGUCUGCACAAAUACAUACCUAAGGAUUAGUUAUUCGUCAUAAGGGCGAAGCAGAGACGUAGAAAUCACAACCAAUUAAUAUCAAAAAUACACAACAUAUCGUCGUAAACCAAUUAUUUACACACACAAAAUUAAAUAUAUUAUAAUACCAAUUUAAUUUCAUUAAUGGAAUCAGCAUAUCAAUUUACAAAGGCAGAAGGAAAAGUUGAUUACAUUUUUAAAAACAAAAUUAUAAUAAUUUCGGCUA